Lodderomyces parapsilosis is the source of this 2406-nucleotide messenger RNA. RefSeq names its product AAA family ATPase (gene SEC18). Gene Ontology annotation, biological process: intra-Golgi vesicle-mediated transport; SNARE complex disassembly; Golgi to plasma membrane protein transport. Gene Ontology annotation, cellular component: Golgi stack. The record is from RefSeq and is a predicted model, not a curated record. NCBI's taxonomy places the organism in Eukaryota, Fungi, Ascomycota, Pichiomycetes, Serinales, Debaryomycetaceae. The transcript has a single exon. The coding region runs from base 1 to 2406 and encodes 801 amino acids. Gene Ontology annotation, molecular function: ATP binding; ATP hydrolysis activity.
AUGCAUCCAAAUUCACUGUCUCCAAUGAUGGAAAAGUUUGGAUUUCACAAGGUGACCAAUAGUCCUACUUCACCAAACCAAGCAAAGAUUACUCACAACAUAUCAGAUCGCCCUCAUCUUCCUCCUCGCCAUGAACCAGUGGAAGCAUUUAGAAAACAGUUACGGGUUGCUAAUGCCCCAGGUAAUGACGUUGUAGUUGCCAAUUGUGUUGCGGUGAGUCCAGGAGAUUUUCCUCAUCUUCCAGACAGAACGCCAGUCAUCUUGGAUGGCGUUUUCGUGUAUUCGAUAGCCAAGGACGAGCGUGUGAAACCUGGACACAUCGGAUUGGCCGGAAAUAUGAGAUCAUGGGGAAAAUAUUCAUUCGAUCAAAUUGUCAAUGUUGAAACAUAUGACAUUUUUCAAUCGGGACAGCAACAACAAUACCUCGGUGCUAUCGAUCUUCUGAUUGAUUUUGUCAAAGCCAAGUCCAACUCUUCUGCUUUGAAUCAUGAUGAAUUGGUCAACAUAUUUCACCAAAAGUAUGAAAAUCAAAUAUUGCAACCUACACAAGUGAUCUAUAUGGAUUUCCACAAUGUUUACUACACAGUCAAAGUGGAGCAAGUUCAAAUUAUUGACGUCAACACUAAAGACAAUUUGCCAAGUUUCAAGGAUUCCGGAGAUAUAAAAACGAAAGGAAUUUUUAUCAAGUCAACCGAUGUCGUAUUUUACCCUUAUGAAGGAUCAAAAAUCAAUAUAUCCAAAAGCAAGAGUUUGAAAUCGAGAAUAUUUGGCGGUAAUGGUGCUCAUGAGACACGUCGUCAUACAAGAAAGCAAAUUAUCAACCCAGAUUUCAAAUUAGAGGACUUGGGUAUUGGUGGGUUGGACUCUGAGUUUCAGGAUAUUUUCCGUCGUGCUUUCAACUCGAGAAUCUUACCACCCGAGAUUGCAGAAAAGUUGGAUUACAAACAUUGUAAAGGGUUGUUAUUGUAUGGACCUCCAGGUACUGGUAAGACGUUGAUUGCUCGAAAGUUGUCCAAAAUGUUGAAUGGUAAAGAACCAAAGAUUGUUAAUGGACCCGAAAUGUUGAGUAAAUACGUUGGUGCGUCUGAAGAAAAUAUUCGUAAUUUGUUCAAGGACGCUGAAGCUGAAUAUAAACUUAAAGGUGAGGACUCGGACUUGCACGUUAUUAUUUUUGAUGAAUUAGAUUCCGUUUUUAAACAGAGAGGUUCUGGAAAGAGUGACGGAACAGGGGUUGGUGACAAUGUUGUGAAUCAAUUGUUGUCAAAGAUGGAUGGUGUUGAUCAGUUGAACAAUAUUCUUGUCAUUGGUAUGACCAAUAGACUCGACUUGAUUGAUACUGCAUUGUUGAGACCUGGUAGAUUUGAAAUUCAGAUUGAGAUUGCUUUACCAGAUGAAAAAGGUAGAAAGGAUAUCUUUAUGAUACAUACAAAAAAGUUGAGAGAAAAUGGCUUGUUAACUAAGGAUGUCAAUCUUGAUGAAUUGAGUAUGUUGACGAAGAAUUUCACUGGAGCUGAAAUUGAAGGUCUUUGUAAUUCAGCUAAGUCGUAUGCAGUAUCGCGCCACACCAAGAAAGGGUCGUUGGCUCAAAUUGAUCCUGAAUCCAUUAACAAUAUGCACAUUACCAGAAAUGAUUUCCUUUUGGCUUUGAAUGAUAUUCGUCCGGCUUUUGGUACUGAUGAGGAAGAUCUUGCCCAACAAGCACAACAUGGAAUCAUCCAAUUUAACCAAACAAUCACAAAUAUCUUUGAAAAGGGUCAAUCCAUUAUUGAUGUGGUUAGAUCUAGUGAGUCCGAAACAUUGAGAAGUCUUUUGUUGUAUGGUCCACCUGGAGUUGGUAAAACCGCCAUUGCCACUACUUUGGCAUUAAACAGUGAUUUCCCUUUUAUCAAGAUGUUAUCGGCCGAGACGUUGGUUGGUAUGGGAGAGGCUAGAAAAAUUCAGGAAAUUGAUAAUGUUUUCAGAGAUGUUCACAAGUCGCCAUUGAAUGUUUUGGUUAUUGACAAAAUUGAAAACAUUAUUAAUUAUAACCCUAUUGGACCAAGAUUCUCAAAUGAUGUUUUACAAGUGUUAAAUGUGUACUUGACCAAGAAACCACCUAGAGGUAGGAGAUUGUUAAUCAUAGGUACAACUUCCCAAUACUCAGUCUUGAAACAUAUGAAUCUUGUUGAUAGUUUUAAUGAUGCUAUUGCUGUUCCUCCUAUCAGGACCAUUGAAGAAGUGGGUAAAGUAAUGGACAAGUUAGGAUUUAUGACACCAGACCAGAGACAAGACGUUUUACAGCAACUAGGACAAUAUGAUAUCAACAUUGGAGUCAAGAGUUUGAUUGAUGUAUUGAUGGUUAGUAAAUACGCAAGAGAUAGCGUUGAUGACGUUGUUAACAAUAUUGUGGAAAAGAUGACCGCUUAG